Mesocestoides corti is the source of this 657-nucleotide messenger RNA. Lineage: Eukaryota; Metazoa; Platyhelminthes; Cestoda; Cyclophyllidea; Mesocestoididae. The record is from the annotation of a GenBank genome assembly.
AUGGAAACCGCUUGCUUGCGCGGUUACUACGGUACACGAGUCGCAUCAUCGAUUUUCAUAGAAGACAUGGCCGCCUCUUGUAGUAGGAUUAUUCUCCCACACACACCAACGCCUGCUUCUGCGCUCGCUCGCUCGCAGGCACGCACGCACGUGCGCGUUUACCUGCAGGACAAUUUGCCCUGCUCACUAAUCUCAGGCAACGCCACCACCAACUGCCUCGACGAAUCGACCGGCUUGCUUUGUCUUCAACGUGCUCAAGAUCUGGAUGCAUUCAAGGGAUGGGCGCUUAGUCAGUGGUUUGAGUGUACCGGUGAACCAAACUCGCUUAGCGCCAGUGCCAACGCUGUUUACGAUUCCAUUCCAAUCCUCCAGGCCACGCGUUGGCGUCCAGAGGUCAAGGGUACUUCAUUGAAGCUACCGCCGGCCUUCAAUCGAUUAGGGAAGCUGGGGAAUACGUCUAGGCUCUCUCGUGACUGGCGACAGGAACGACAACCAGAGAUUGGCAGCAUGUGGCUAAAUUACAGGAAACUAGAGCCUCUAGACAUGAGUCAUCACCUGAAGAUUGAACAGGGGUGUCAGAAGAGACGAUCAGAGGAUGAAGGAGGGGGCAAGGAGGAAAGUGAUUGGUUCCCGCGGCCCCACGAGACGGCAAAAUGA